Molecule: messenger RNA, 882 nt
Organism: Sinocyclocheilus grahami
Lineage: Eukaryota; Metazoa; Chordata; Actinopteri; Cypriniformes; Cyprinidae
Exons: 5
Source: RefSeq, a predicted model, not a curated record
CAAGAGAGAAUCAGAUGGUAUUUUAAUGACAUUCGCAUCGCUCAAAUCACUGGAGAUCUCAGUAAGAUCUGUACAGAUGUUCAGUGCAAUGAAGGCACUGAGAGAUUCAGAGGCAGACUGCAGCUGGACAAUCAGACUGGAUCUCUGACCAUCAUGAACACCAGAACCUCAGAUGCUGGAGUUUAUAAACUACUGAUAAGCAGCAGCAACAUCGAGAGUGAAAGGAGCUUUAGUGUUACUGUUCAUGAAGUUCCUGCUGCUGAACAAGAUAAAAUGAAGAGAAAGUCAGUGAAGGAGGGAGAAUCUGUCACUUUAGAUCCUGAUGUAGUAAAAAACCCAAAUGAUUUAAAGGUGUGGUAUUUUACUGAUAUCCUCAUCGCUGAAAUCACUGGAGAUCAGAGUAAGAUCUGUACAGAUGAUCAGUGUGAUGAGAGAUUCAGAGACAGACUGAAGCUGAAUAAAACUGGAUCUCUGACCAUCACAAACACCACAACCACAGACUCUGGACUUUAUAAACUACAGAUCAACAGCAGCAGAUUCAGCAUCAUAAAGACAUACAGUGUUAGUGUCACUGCUGUUCCAGAUUCAACUGCUGCUGCUGUUGCUGCUGCUGUUGUUGCUGUUCUGCUGGUUGCAGCUGCUGGUGUGAUUUACUGUCACUGCAGGAGAUCUAUACAAGCAAGAAAAAAUGGAAAAAGGAUGCAGCACAAUGAUCCUGACCUGGAGAAUGUUGAAGAAGUAGUAUCCCUUAUUAAAGGGACAUCCACUGUUUCGGCUGUGAGCACGCAGGGCAAUGACGCUAAAGAGACAUCCGAUGAUCUGGCUGUGAGCACGGAGUGGAAUGAUGCUAAAGAGACAUGCGAUGAUCCGGCCGGGAACACU